GCUGACUAAAGCUUGAUUUAUCAAAAGCACAUUAAAAAACCGGCUUUAUAACCUAUACGUGGUAACUCAACCAGGUGUAGUUGUUAAAAGUGAUUUGGUGUCAAAUUCAUUAAGAAUUUAAUUAAAAAUGUCCGAGAGCGCAAAAUUAAUCGAUGGCAAAUCAAUCGCAAAAGACAUUCAAAAUCGCUUAAAACUCGAAAUAGAAGAAUGGGUUAAAAUCGGCCACCGGGCCCCAACUUUACAUGCGAUCAUAAUCGGAGAUGACCCGGCAAGUGUAACUUAUGUAAAUAAAAAGAUGGAAGCUUCAAAAGAAGUUGGUAUUAAAAGUGAACGAAUUUAUCUCCCAAAAACAUCAACUGAAGAAGAAAUAAUUAAAAAAAUAAACGAAUUAAACGAAAACCCGCAAGUUGAUGGGAUUUUAGUUCAGCUCCCCGUCCCGGAAGCUGUAAGCGAACGCAAUGUUUGCAACGCAGUUGACCCAAAAAAAGAUGUAGAUGGAUUUCAUAUUUUAAAUGUUGGAAAAUUAACGUUAAACAUGGAUUGUUUCGUUCCAUGCACAGCGCUGGGCGUUAUUGAGUUGCUAAAAUGGUUUGAGGAAGACUCUAAGACGAAAAUUUUUGGUAAAAACGUCGUCGUUUGUGGUCGAUCGAAAAACGUUGGACUUCCCAUUUUUAAUAUUUUGCACUCGGAUGCGCGUUAUAAUCUUCCUGGGUUGGAGUCAACUGUUACAUUGUGUCAUCGACAUACGCCUAAAGAACAAUUAGAAAUGUUUACUAAAUCAGCUGACGUCGUUAUUAGUGCAACAGGAGUUGUUGGAUUAAUCAAAAAAGAAAUGAUUAAAAAAGGGGCUUGUGUUAUUGAUGUAGGGAUUACUCGUAUAACCACGCCCGAAGGUAAAACUAAGUUGGUUGGGGAUGUUGAUUUUAAUGGUGUUAAAGAAGUUGCUGGUUAUUUAACACCCGUUCCUGGUGGGGUUGGUCCAAUGACUGUUGCUAUGUUAAUGAGAAAUACUUUUAAAGCUGCUAAGUUAUUAGCACAAUGAAUUCUUUAACAAGUAUUAUCGCUUUUUUUCAGUAUUUUUAUAUAUUUAAAUAUGGAUAAUGUACUUAAAAUGAAUUUAUAUCGAAUUUAUGCCUAAUAAAUUAUCAAGGAUACAAUAA
Onthophagus taurus is the source of this 1160-nucleotide messenger RNA. It is a transcript of the gene Nmdmc, whose product is annotated as NAD-dependent methylenetetrahydrofolate dehydrogenase. Gene Ontology annotation, biological process: tetrahydrofolate interconversion. NCBI's taxonomy places the organism in Eukaryota, Metazoa, Arthropoda, Insecta, Coleoptera, Scarabaeidae. The record is from RefSeq and is a predicted model, not a curated record. Gene Ontology annotation, cellular component: mitochondrion. Gene Ontology annotation, molecular function: methylenetetrahydrofolate dehydrogenase (NAD+) activity; methenyltetrahydrofolate cyclohydrolase activity; methylenetetrahydrofolate dehydrogenase (NADP+) activity.